Messenger RNA from Macrosiphum euphorbiae (potato aphid), 735 nucleotides. Lineage: Eukaryota; Metazoa; Arthropoda; Insecta; Hemiptera; Aphididae. The record is from the annotation of a GenBank genome assembly.
AUGGACUCGUAUUAUAAUAAAAAGUAUAUCGAUAACUUGUUUAACGAUGUUUUUUAUAACAAAUGUGAAGUUAAGUUGACACGAUUAACUGCAGAAGACAUUGAAAAUUAUAAAUUGAGCUUAAUUAAGAAUAUGGAUACACCCAAAAAAGAUGAUACUGCAUUAAAACAGGUUAAGACAUGUAAAACCAAUAUAACAUCUAAAGAUGAUAAAAAGUCAAAAGUCAUUAAAACAUCUAAAAAAAGUGGUACAUCUAUAGAUGGCGAGCCUGCUAAAAAAAAGCGGAAGUUAGAUACAAAUGGAAAUGAUGUUUUGAAAUUGAUAUUAUCUAGAGAGGGUAAAACUAAUAAUUUUAAAUCACAAUUCAAGUCUACAUUAAAAUACAAUAAUGAAAUUGCUUCUACCAAUGCUGAGGAGAUACCCAUGUUAAUUGAUUGUGAUGAAUUUACUGAAUCGGCUAAAAAUCUAAAACCAAAGAUCUGGGUCAUCGAUCCCAAGAAAAUGAUGGAUAAAAAGAAUUACAAUAGAUGGAUGAAAAUGAUUUCUUCUGAUAAUAAAUCCAAACAUUCAACAAAUCACCUGAAAAAGUUAGCAGUUGGUAAACCUCUACAACCUACACCAUCUUCAAAUAGUACCAAAGUGAAUGGAAUUAAACACCCUAUAAAUGUCAAAAAUCAUGUAAGAGGUAAUUUAACUGAAAUUGAAAAUUUAUGUAAAAAGUAUCAAUAUUUAUAG